Messenger RNA from Knipowitschia caucasica, 489 nucleotides. The record is from the annotation of a GenBank genome assembly. NCBI's taxonomy places the organism in Eukaryota, Metazoa, Chordata, Actinopteri, Gobiiformes, Gobiidae.
AUGACUCUAAACGCUGCUCCAAUGUUUGUUGUGCGUUUUCAGGCUGACCAACUAACAGAAGAGCAGAUUGCUGAGUUCAAGGAAGCCUUCUCUCUGUUUGACAAAGAUGGAGACGGGACCAUCACCACGAAGGAGCUGGGGACGGUCAUGAGGUCAUUGGGGCAAAACCCGACAGAAGCCGAACUCCAAGACAUGAUUAACGAAGUGGACGCUGACGGGAAUGGGACCAUUGACUUCCCUGAGUUCCUGACGAUGAUGGCGAGGAAGAUGAAGGACACAGACGGCGAGGAGGAGAUCAGAGAAGCAUUCCGAGUCUUUGACAAGGACGGCAACGGUUUCAUUAGUGCUGCAGAACUCCGUCACGUGAUGACAAAUCUGGGAGAGAAGUUGACGGAUGAAGAAGUCGAUGAAAUGAUUCGAGAAGCAGACGUGGACGGAGACGGCCAGGUCAACUACGACGAGUUUGUUAAUAUGAUGACCAACAGAUAA